This is a messenger RNA of Bombyx mandarina (wild silkworm), 1303 nucleotides long. Its product is annotated as activating signal cointegrator 1 complex subunit 1. Gene Ontology annotation, biological process: regulation of DNA-templated transcription; DNA alkylation repair. Gene Ontology annotation, cellular component: nucleus. The record is from RefSeq and is a predicted model, not a curated record. Gene Ontology annotation, molecular function: RNA binding. Lineage: Eukaryota; Metazoa; Arthropoda; Insecta; Lepidoptera; Bombycidae.
GGCUGUCACCAGGUCAUAAAAAUUAUUAAAAAUAAAAAAUAAAAUAACAUUGAGCGUCGGAAUAUUUUUUUUGGAUUAUCAUAAUUAAACUUAAUUAAUAAGUGUAAUAUCUAUUACAUUACAAUCAACAAUGUAAAAUUGUUUAGUAUAUUGUAAUGGCAAUCAAAUUUGGACAACUGUUUAAAAAAAAUUAAAAUGUUACGGAAUUUAAAACCAGAAGUAGUCUGGAUUGAAGGAAGAUGUUAUAGAGCUAAUGAUUCACCAGCUGAAUUUAAUUCAAUGCAAGAACAUGAUCUGUAUGAAAAUGAAAUAACAUUUGAAGAACCAGAUGAUGAAGAGGAUGACUUCAAAGUUGAAAUGCUGGAUAAUUCUAGAUAUUGUACCAGUUUUCAUGUUUCUAAACAUUACCUCGGCUCCAUAAUAGGGAAGAAAGGUGCUAUUAUAAGCGGAAUUAAAAGAGACACAAAAACGGACAUAAAAAUUCCAAAACACGAUCAGACUGGGGACGUUGUCAUUUUAGGACCAGCAGAGUCUAAUGUGAAGGCUGCUAGGCGCAGAAUAAACAUGAUUAUAAUGUCUUCUAGGAUGAAACAAACAUCUACGCAUUUUUUAUCAAUACCAAUGAAUAAUGCAGAUAUUGUAAAGGAGUUUGAAAAAUUCAAGGAAAGGGUAUUACAAGAAUGUCCAAAUCCAACACUAGAAGAGUCCUUGUUCAUCAGGUCUCAUAAACUACAUUUGACGUUGGGCGUUAUGAGUUUGAUGGACAAUGAUGAAAGAAUACAAGUAACAAAUCUUUUGACCGAAGCGAGGGAUACAAUUGUCAUUCCGUUGUUACAAGGUCACGUACCGUUGAAGAUCAGAUUGAAGGGUCUCUCGUACAUGAACGAUGAUCCAAAGGCGAUUAAUGUUUUGUAUGGACGUGUUCAAGAAGAAGAUUGGGCGGCCGCCGGCCUCAUACAGAAGCUGGGUGAUGCUCUUGUAGAUCAUUUCUAUAAAGCUGGGUUCAUGAAAAAGGAAUUCGGAAGAGAAAAUAUAAAAUUGCACGUAACUUUUAUAAACACAAAGUAUAGAGAAACGACGGACGUGGAUGCACCUCAACAAAAUCAAACCAUAAACAAUCGAAAAACGUUCGAUGGAUCCGAGAUACUCGAGAAGUUCGCAGAUUAUGAUUUCGGAGUUAUGGAAGUGACAGAGAUACAUCUUUCGCAACGACACACGAUGGGGCCAGACGGAUAUUAUCAGCCGACCUGUAUAAUAUCUUGUAAAAUAUAAAUUUGAGACGACAUAGAUCUUUUAUUUAUUC